Aplosporella prunicola CBS 121167 is the source of this 1488-nucleotide messenger RNA. RefSeq lists its product as uncharacterized. The record is from RefSeq and is a predicted model, not a curated record. Lineage: Eukaryota; Fungi; Ascomycota; Dothideomycetes; Botryosphaeriales; Aplosporellaceae. The transcript has 3 exons. The coding region runs from base 1 to 1488 and encodes 495 amino acids.
AUGCCACUCCACACACCGCCGCCCUCGCUCUUGCGAUCCCUCAACCACCUCGACUCCUGCGCCGACGACAACGAGCCCGCGUCGUUUCCGAUCGUCGCGUGGCUUGAGAGCUUGCCGCCAUCGCUGCCGUUGCCGUCACCGCCGCUAUCGCCGAAGAGAAAGCGCACGCUCAGCACCAUGGCCGGCGGCCAGUCCAAUGCGAAGCGUCGCCGAACGGGCGAUCAGAACGAGGCAGAGGACGACCAAGAAGAGAGUCUCGACACAACGCCGCGCGCCGGUCGGAGCAGAAGCAACAAGAGCACCAAAUCCACAACAACGUCGACAGAUACUGCAGAGAGCAUCUCGGUAGGCUCGGGGAGGUCCGUUAAGCAGCUUGGCGACACUUUCUUUGCCGCCGAGCCCAUUGUAGCCAAGGACUAUGAUCCGGAUGACAUCCCGGCGAGCUUGUCAGCCAUGUUCAAGCAAAUCAAGCGCUUCAGCCGCGGUAUUGGUGUCCUACCAGCCCGGCUUAUGGCCUCCUCUCCUCUCCUCCAAGACGACGACGACGGGUACCUCGCCUUCGACACCGACAACUCGCGCGACCGCUUUGGCCCAGUCCCCUCCCAGUAUACAAUCAACCGCAUCGUGCACCGCACCAAAGCCACCCGCGACCACUGCGAAGCCGAGUGGAACUGCCAUCUGCAUACCGCCAUCUUGACUGCCGCCUUCGAAAACACGACGUUCGAUAACGCCAUCGACUUCCACAACUGCAGUGCAGCCCGGAUUGAGAAGCGCCUGCUCCCAGCAUAUGGCAGCCAGAAGUCAUGCCAGGUCGACUUUGCGGUGGUGCUGCAGACGGAUGCGCAGGAGCUGGAUGUCAUGCGCGCGCUCGCGGCCGGGAACAUCGACUUUUCGAUCAACCAGACGCUUUACACGCCCUUCAAGCGCGCACCCGUUGCUAUAAGCUUGGAGACAAAGGUUACCGGGGAGAAGUGGCGCCCCGCGGAACUGCAGGUCGGCAUCUGGGUCGCCGCGCAGUUCAAGCGGUUGCAGGAGCUGCUGGAGGCAGGGGAGAAGGACGGCGACGCCGUGGAACCGCUUCCUGCGCUGCCGCUGCUGGUUAUCCAGGGCCGGAAUUGGCAUUUCCUCAUGGCGGAGCGCAGGCGUGGACAGGGCGAGCAGACGACGAUAUGGGGCCCCAUCCAGUUCGGCGACUCGUGCAGCAAGCUCGGCGUCUAUCAGAUUAUUGCGACGCUUCAAUACCUUGGCAAAUGGGCGACGACGGAGUACCGUGAGUGGUUUGACAGGAAGGUGCUUCGUGUGCCUGCGGCGACAGCGGCGGGUUCCGCGACGGGAACUGGCAUAGACACAGAGCCUCGAACGAGCGGAGGACUUGAAGCAAACGGCGUGGCGACGGACACUAGGCCUGGGGCACAGGCGAACGCCGAGCAGGAAGCGGAUAGUGAUACGAUAGGGCAUAGAGAUGAGGACGAACUCCAUCCUGCUUAA